Molecule: messenger RNA, 975 nt
Organism: Adineta ricciae
Lineage: Eukaryota; Metazoa; Rotifera; Eurotatoria; Adinetida; Adinetidae
Source: the annotation of a GenBank genome assembly
AUGCAGUACCAUCCACAUCGAACAAUGGCUCGGUCGGAUGUCGAGACACUCAUUCGAAUGGAAAAUUUCAAAGAAAAUUUGAAAUUUAUUGCACAAGCCAAUACUGCUGAAAGAAACUCUUUUACACUAGGUUUGAAUGCAUUUACUGAUUGGACAGCUGAUGAGAUUGAUCACCAUACUGGACUGCUGCCCGAGAAGAAUGUCGACAAGGUUUCUUCACGGUCCGGUUUCGAUCCCAUUCCCGAUACCGAACAGUAUUUCCCGUUGAAUAAUGACAAAUACGAUUCAUGGGAUUGGACGAGACAUUACGUCGUUUCGCGAGCGAAAAAUCAAGGUCGAUGUGGAAGCUGCUAUGCGUUUGCAUUUGUUGGAAUGCUCGAAGCAAACUAUGCCAUUCGACAUGGUACAAAACAAGACAUUAGCGAACAGCAGUUUGUCGAUUGUUCAGCACUGUUCGGCUGUCGUGGAGGAAAUUUUGUUCCAUGUUUUAAUUACAUGAAAUCAAAAUAUUGGUAUACACAAUUGACCCGGCAUUAUCCGUAUACAGCCGUUGCCCAACUAUGUCCGACAUCUCAUCCGAUGGGAAUCAAUCUCGGCGAAAAGCUAUACAAACGUGUGCCGACCAAUGAUGAAGAAGCGAUGAAAAUACUUUUGCGUAAGUAUGGACCAAUUUAUAUUUCAUUCAAUGUUGGCAAUCGAGCAAAUGAAUCGUUACUUCUUACGAAUAUUUCUAUGAAAUUCAAUGCGUAUUCUGCUGGUAUAUUCGAUGUGCCGGGGUGCAGUGAGCAACCACGACAAAAUCAUGCUAUGCUUCUAGUUGGAUAUGGUCAUGAUCCGACAACAGGACUCGAUUAUUGGAAAGUGAAGAACUCAUGGGGACAAACAUGGGGUGAGAAUGGUCUUAUUCGGAUAAGACGAGGAGUGAAUAUGUGUGGCAUUGCUUCCGAUGCCUACUACAUUGGAUCGCAUCCUUAG